Molecule: messenger RNA, 3857 nt
Organism: Xyrauchen texanus (razorback sucker)
Lineage: Eukaryota; Metazoa; Chordata; Actinopteri; Cypriniformes; Catostomidae
Product: ubiquitin-conjugating enzyme E2 R2-like
Exons: 6
Coding region: 723-1472 (249 amino acids)
Biological process (GO): ubiquitin-dependent protein catabolic process; protein polyubiquitination
Molecular function (GO): ubiquitin conjugating enzyme activity
Source: RefSeq, a predicted model, not a curated record
UAGAAACGAUUGAAAAACAGCAAAAGAAAUCAUCACCUGUCGAUUGCGUUCAUAUCUCUCUCUUGCACUCACAAUAAUAACCAUAUCCAACUUCCAUAACGCCUAUUGCCUUUCUUUAAUUCGCUGUCGAGUGGGUUCGGACGGAAAAAGCCGAGUUGGCUGUGAAAUUCAGUGCGAUAACGGGCUUUUUGUAGGUGCGUUGAAGCCUCGCGGCAGAACAAAUGUAAACAAGCAACAGAUCAGCUGUGCGGCCGAAGACACGCGACGAAACGGCGUGAUGACAGCGAGCCACAGGGUUUGACAAACAUAUUCUGCAGCAUAUAAAGUGAAAUUAGUGAUUUAUUUGCAUGCUGUAAAUAUUUUAGACGGCAGGGCACUAGACGAGGACACCUUCCAACCCUCUCGCAUACUCCUUCAUUGCGGACAGCAACAGAUAGAAAAAACAAAGCAAGUGUUGUUUAUUUUUCAUUGAUUUUAGAGGGUGAUAAAUAGACUUAUUUAUCUUUAACUUUCAUUGAGGGCUGGCAGUCUUCUCGUCUAACGGAAAAGUAACACUAUUCGUGAAAUAACACGAGAAAUAGGGUUAACGGUCCCUUCUGGGCUCUAAGGAAUAAAUAAAUAUUAGCUACAUUUUAAUAUUUUAAUGAAGCUGGAAGAUUGAGGCGCCCAAUCAUCACAUUUCCUGGGGAACACCGCAGUAAAGCUGACGGAUUGGGACUGUCAUGGCACACCAGCAGAUGCCGAGCUCUCAGAAAGCUCUGAUGCUGGAGCUGAAAUCUCUGCAGGAGGAGCCAGUGGAGGGUUUUCGAAUAACUCUGGUGGAAGAGUCGGAUCUCUACAACUGGGAGGUGGCGAUCUUUGGGCCCCCAAACACGCUCUAUGAAGGUGGCUACUUCAAGGCCCAUGUAAAAUUUCCUAUUGAUUACCCAUACUCUCCCCCGACCUUCCGAUUCUUUACCAAGAUGUGGCAUCCAAACAUCUACGAGAAUGGCGAUGUAUGUAUUUCCAUUCUCCACCCUCCUGUGGAUGACCCACAGAGCGGAGAGCUCCCCUCAGAGCGAUGGAACCCCACACAGAAUGUCAGAACAAUCCUGUUGAGCGUGAUUUCACUGCUGAAUGAACCCAACACCUUUUCUCCUGCAAAUGUGGAUGCCUCAGUCAUGUUUCGCAAGUGGAGGGACAGCAAAGGCAAGGAUAAGGAAUAUGCAGAGAUCAUAAGGAAGCAGGUGAUGUCCACCAAGGCCGAUGCAGAGCGAGAUGGAGUGAAAGUACCAACGACACUUGCUGAAUACUGCAUCCAGACCAAAGUGCCUUCUCACGAUAGUAGCUCCGACCUGCUCUACGAUGAUCUGUAUGACGAUGACAUAGAGGAAGAGGAUGAUGACGAUGAGGCAGAGGCCGGUGGGAUAGGUGGAGAAAUGGCCGGGGACUGUUUUGGCGAUGAAGACGACUCUGGCAACGAGGAGUCUUGACCUUCCACUGUUAACAUGACAUGGACCUUUGCCCUCUCACUAUUCUUAACCCCAAGAGCCUCAUGUUUCAGAUUCUCUCUUCUCUUUCCUAUGCUAAAGCUUUUAUUUUUCAGUUUUGAAAACAUCAUAGCUUCAUAUCUUUGUCCUUACCACACCUUACAGUUCCUCAGUAAAGUACACCAUAUGACCCCUGACAUCUUUCUCGACUCGUAAAACACAAAGUUGUUAUAGUCACAUGUCAUAUCCCAAUUUCUCUUGCCUCUUAACCUCAGGGCUUUUGGAUAUUCUGAGCUUGUCAGACCACCUUAAAUAUUUUAAUGGUUUUUCCAGUUAUUUUAAAGGGUUAUUUUACACAAAAUUUAGUAUUCUGUAAUAAUUUCUGCACCAUAAUUUUUUUCAGAACCCAAAUGACUUUCUUCUGUGGGACACAAAAAUAGAAAUUUUAAAGAAUGUCUGAGCAUCUGUUCUUUAUACAACGAAAGCAGUGACUAGAGGCAUUUAAGCUCCAAGAAAGAAUGAAAAGCAGCAUAAAAGCCUCUUAAAUGAAGUCCAUACGCUAUAUUCAAAGUCUUUUGAAGCCAUACGAUAGUUUUCUGUGAGGAUCAGAACGAAAUUUAAGUCGAUAAUGACACCAAUCCACUGGUUCUCUCGUGUCUGGAAAACAAACAAAAUGCGGAAGUUUAAUUUUUCUUCUUUUGUGUUCAACAGAAAAAAAAGAAUGUCAUAUGAUUUCAAAUGACGUGAGGGUGAGUCAAAGAUGACAGGCUUGUCAUUUUGGGUGAAAUACCCCUUUAAACCACCCAUAACCUUUAGCUGUAAGUGGUGACACUUUCAUCGCCAACAAAUUAAUGUUUUGUUCAUUGCCCCGAUUUUCAACUCUCUGGAACUGUCUUCACAGUGUAGGGCUUCUCUGAUGCCACUCAAUUAUCUACCUAAUUUCCCAUUUCAUGUUGAGCAUUUUCCAGAACAACAGGUAAGUAUUAAAGAGAGGAUAAAUGGAGAAUGAAUAGACUAUUCUUUUCUCAAAUUUUUGUCAUAAUUUUGACCAGUCAUCUACAUAAGCAGGUCACCUUCACUAAAGUAACUAAAUGUGUUUCCUUAUAAGCAGCUCGUACCCGCUAAUAACUGUGAUUGAGCUUUUUGAACCAUUAAAUUGCAGUGUCAGUGUAUGGCACAUCAAGGAGCUUUCAAGUACUUAGCUGCAGAAUGGACACUAGUGUUAAAAUGACUUCCAGCACACCUUUCUUUAGCUGCUAUAUCUUAAUGACCAACAGACUUCAAUGAUACUGUUCAAGUCAAUAUAAGGAUGUCCCACAUUUGCUGCCCCAUUUUGGAUCCUCCAAAUUUGGCUGAAGGUAAUCAUACUUUGUUAUACUUUUAAUGUACACAUUCUCAUGUUAAAUGAUCAUGUAUGAAUGUCUGAGCAGCUGAACCAAACCAUGACCAUUUCUCCCUUUCCUUGUGGAUUUUACACAGAUCUUGACUUUGUCUGGUAGUUUGAUGAUAACCUUGAUCAGAGGAGUUUAUAAAGUUUGGGGUUUGAGAUCAGUGACUUCUGAGGACAUUUUGCUCACCAGUAAGCCCCCUCCUCCCUCUUCGAAUGCUUUUUUGUUUUGGUAACAGCAACUGAGUGGGCCGUAGCUUUCAAGAGCAUGCUUGUGUGUUUUAAUGUGUUUUAUAUGAUGUCAAUCAUCCAGUGAGGCACACAACUCCCUAAGGUCUCAUUAAAGGGGUGGAAGUAUAGAUGUUUAUGCACAUGGGGUCUCAGGUACACCUUUAUUCCUGCAAACCAGCCAAGGAGACACUAGGAUAUUGAUCCUGGUCCUACAAAACCCUUCUGGAAGGGACAAUGGAUCUAAUCUUGAGGUAACGGUGCUCUCCUGUUGAGCAUCAGGAACUUGUGAAUUAUAUAAAAAAAUUGUUCCCAACUCAGUUGUUCCCUUGAAUCCCUGGACUUUGGGCUAAAAGGGCUCACAACAUAUUCAAAUGGGGAUGUCAGUCAAUUGAAACAGACUGGAUUUCACAUUCAGCAAGAGACUUUUGGUGUAUUACACCCAUGUGCACAGUAAAACAACCAAGUUCAUUUCAAACACCCCAGCAAAAAGUGUUGUGAUGUUAGUUAGUAGUGGAUUUGUCUUGAAGGAUUUUAUUUUUGUGUGUCAUGAGUUUGUUUUAAUGUUUCAUCAAUGAUUUAAUAACCUUUUGUGUUUUCACUUGGAAACAAUUGUAAUCUUUGCCAGGAUUUGUGGUCCUGGUUUAGAUCAAAUUGAGUCAUUUGCUCUUAAGUUCAACGUAUUUCCUUUUUUUUUUCUUGCAAUGUUGUUAAAGGGAAUACCAUUGUAAACAUUCAAUUAAGGAGAAACCGUAAGAAUGAAUCAAAUCUGU